This is a messenger RNA of Strongylus vulgaris, 870 nucleotides long. NCBI's taxonomy places the organism in Eukaryota, Metazoa, Nematoda, Chromadorea, Rhabditida, Strongylidae. The record is from the annotation of a GenBank genome assembly.
AUAUGAAUUUAUCCCCGCCUUUGUGGAGUACGCGGAGCCAUUCAAAAUGAAACAUCGGCCAAACAGAAACACAGUGUACGGGUAUUCAACAAGCGGCGGCGUUGGUGCUUAUGAGAUCAAGGGCGAAAUGAACGGAGUUUUCAUGAAAUACCUCAAAGCCCAUCUGAAUCAGCAAGUUUCCGUUAUACAAAUGAUCAAUGACACGCUACGAGUUGAACAGCUUUCUUCGAAGCUAGUUGUAAAAUUCAUCUUAAAGAAACUUGAUGAAGUAAACCCCUUAGAUAUCGAAGGCGAUGAAAAAGUGUGCGAUGUGCAAGUGCCAGAACUGAGGUCAACUUUAACUAGGCCUCGAUCGCUGACAGAUCCAUUAAUCUGGGAUGGGCAUACUGUCUCGUUUGAUCAUCACACUAUUCACUGGCGCCUUAUGCAUGUGGCCAAUUUUCAAUUCCCUAGUUUUCCAGAAUUACCAAAUCCCGUACACGUGCGUUUCGAUGAACUAGCUUUGAACGUUACGAUAUGGUUCGAUUUUUGCGGCCAUUUCACAAAUAAGGUAUAUGUGUUUUCGUCUGUUGGUGACCUCAUAGAUGAUGCGACAGAAGAAUUCGAGGAUAAAAGACUAUCAGAGAACGCACUCUCCCACAUUGCCUACCUUUCUUUCCCACCGGAACUGGAUGCUUCAAAGGAAAGAUUGGUUUCUGAUGACGACGAGGGUGUCUCGCUCUGCUUACUUCUUUCGCAUCUCCAACGUUCGAAAGGAGAAUUGAAAUGCACAAUACUGUUGAAAUCUACAGCUGAUCAAGAAGUCGUUGCAACGCGCGAAGUCAUCCUAGGCCACGUUUUGAUUACAAGAAUUGAAAUGUUCAAGUAAUA